UGUGCUUUGCUCUGUCCUUUGUUUGGUGCAGAAAUCACCUAAUGUAUACGUUGUCCGUCGUGUUCAUGCGUCUGAAAACAAGAUGAAGCCGUCAACUGUCACUCCGCCUUUUGCAAUUGUGCAUUUUGUGUUGCGCAAUGAAGUCGAAGUUAUCCCGUGCUCGUGGCUGUCCGGGAAUACAUGCAUGUGGCCAAACUUACCAAGCCACAAAGUCGAAAAGCUCAUAAGAAAAGGAUGUCCUCCUGGAAAUUCCUGCCAAGAAGUUGAGGUGGAAGUGAAAGGAAUCUUCAAAUGUUACGAGGAUGCCAGAAAGAUGCUUCCCGUUUCCGAAUAUACCUCUGACCUCGUGGAUGAACUACCCCCAAAGAGGACCAGACGUCCCAAGGUGUUCGAAAGUUCUUCAGAUGACGACUUUCCUUCGGUUCCUCCAAGCUUUGCAGCCAGGGAAAAGUUGCUUCCCAAACGCACACCAGUGCAUGCUGUUACCUUGGGUGACUCCGAACCUUCUACCCUUGUUGAUCACAGGGAUUCAUCUAUGACAGGGACACGUAAGUGAAUUUAAUUUUCCAUUAUUAGCAUGCCAUCCAUUUUCCAGAGUUUUAGGUGAAGCUUUUUUAAUAUCUGAAAGCUGCAUUUUUCAGAUCGUGAGCACUGUCCAGGUCCAGCGGACGGAAGAAUAUUCGGAACUAGAGGGAGCUUCGUUCAGAACUGGUUGUGCAGGCGAUUCACCACCAAUCACUUGUAACCAACGAAGUAGCCAGGUUCCACAACGACAGCUACAUACCGGUAAUCAUACAAAACUGAUCAGAGAAUUCAUUCAA
This is a messenger RNA of Ornithodoros turicata, 821 nucleotides long. RefSeq lists its product as uncharacterized. The transcript has 8 exons. The coding region runs from base 83 to 556 and encodes 157 amino acids. The record is from RefSeq and is a predicted model, not a curated record. Lineage: Eukaryota; Metazoa; Arthropoda; Arachnida; Ixodida; Argasidae.